AUGCGGUCCCUGUGGCUCAGCUGGGCACUCUGGGCACUGUCCCUGCUCGGCCCCGGGGCAGCUCUGACUGGCGAGCAGGUCCUGGGCAGCUUACUGCGGCAGCUGCAGCUGACUGAGCCACCGGUCUUGGACAAGGCUGAUGUGGAGGGGCUGGCCAUCCCCUCCCACGUGAGGGCCCAGUACGUGGCUCAGCUGCAACGCAGCCACGCCAGCCGCUCCCGAGGGAAGAGGUUCAGCCAGAACUUUCGAGAGGUGGCAGGCAGGUUCCUGGUGUCCGAGACCUCCACACACUUGCUAGUGUUCGGCAUGGAGCAGCGGCUGCCGCCCAAUAGCGAGCUGGUGCAGGCCGUGCUGCGGCUGUUCCAGGAACCGGUCCCCAGAACUGCUCUCCGGAGGCAAAAGAGGCUGUCCCCCCACAGUGCCCGGGCUCGGGUCACCAUUGAGUGGCUACGCUUCCGCGAGGACGGCUCCAACCGCACCGCCCUCAUCGACUCUAGGCUCGUGUCCGUCUACGAGAGCGGCUGGAAGGCCUUCGACGUGACCGAGGCCGUGAACUUCUGGCAGCAGCUGAGCCGGCCGAGGCAGCCGCUGCUGCUGCAGGUGUCGGUGCAGAGGGAGCACCUGGGCCCGGGGACCUGGAGCGCACACAAGUUGGUCCGGUUUGCUGCGCAAGGGGCGCCGGGCAGCGAGGGACAGGGCGAGCCACAGCUGGAGCUGCACACGCUGGACCUCAAGGACUACGGAGCUCAAGGCAAUUGUGACCCGGAGGCACCUGUGACUGAAGGCACCCGAUGCUGUCGCCAAGAGAUGUACCUUGACCUGCAGGGGAUGAAGUGGGCGGAGAACUGGAUCCUCGAACCCCCAGGGUUCCUGACUUACGAGUGUGUGGGCAGUUGCCUGCAGCUCCCAGAGUCCCUGACCAUCAAGUGGCCAUUUCUGGGGCCACGGCAGUGCAUUGCCUCAGAGAUGACUUCCCUGCCCAUGAUUGUCAGCAUCAAGGAGGGAGGCAGGACCAGGCCUCAGGUGGUCAGCCUGCCCAACAUGAGGGUACAGAAGUGUAGCUGUGCCUCUGAUGGGGCGCCCAUACCCAGGACGCUGGAGCCUUAGGCACAGGAAGUGGCGUCCCCAAGGAUGUGACUUCUAUGUAUAUCUGAAGUGUUCUAUUGUACCGGGAGAGAUGGGGAUUCUGAAUCCCUGAGGGGGCUAAUGCCUGUCUGUGCUCUUCAAUGAGCUCUGCAUUUGCUUCCUCUGGACCGGCCUCAUCCCCUAGAUUUUACCUUUAAGGAAUGUGACUCACUGGCCACUAGGGGGCCCUACCUAGUCAUCUCUGUUCUUCAUAUUGUUCACUGCACUAUAUGUUAAAGCACUUACAUGUAUAGUUACUGUAAGCUAAGGACAGAAUUCCUAAUUGUCACUGGAUCUGGGCUGAGCCCCGGUCUUAACUUGGGACCUAAGAAACAAGUGUAUCAAACACGCUCAGCCUAGGUAAUAUGGACUUUGCUAGAUGUGAAUAAAGUAUGUUUUGUUCUGUAA
This is a messenger RNA of Peromyscus maniculatus bairdii (prairie deer mouse), 1533 nucleotides long. RefSeq names its product left-right determination factor 1. Gene Ontology annotation, molecular function: cytokine activity; transforming growth factor beta receptor binding; growth factor activity. Gene Ontology annotation, cellular component: extracellular region. NCBI's taxonomy places the organism in Eukaryota, Metazoa, Chordata, Mammalia, Rodentia, Cricetidae. The record is from RefSeq and is a predicted model, not a curated record. Gene Ontology annotation, biological process: anterior/posterior axis specification.